Strongylus vulgaris is the source of this 369-nucleotide messenger RNA. The record is from the annotation of a GenBank genome assembly. NCBI's taxonomy places the organism in Eukaryota, Metazoa, Nematoda, Chromadorea, Rhabditida, Strongylidae.
AAAUCCGCAUUACAUUAUCACUUCAUUAUCGGCUCGUAUAUCGGUUGUUCUUUGAUGCUUAUCGUCACCUAUCUCGUCAUAUACGAUUUUUAUGACGAGAUGUUCGAGUUCUAUCAAGUGAUAGAUGAAGAUCUUAGGAUUUUUAGAAAAUAUGCGAAUGAUGCUCAAGAGACAAUGCUUUUGCGAACAAGAAUGACGGAACGUGAAGUAUUCAAAGCUAUAAUUCGAAUAAAGCAAGCAGUGGAUGCUCAUCCACCAACUGAAACUCUCAUAAAUAUUGCCAACGCCUUCAAGAACCCGUGCAUGAAUCACUUGGAAACGAAGCUAAAGACCAUUUAUACUGCUGAGAAUUCUACUUUUUUAUAUUAA